Messenger RNA from Tetrahymena thermophila SB210, 336 nucleotides. RefSeq lists its product as hypothetical. Lineage: Eukaryota; Ciliophora; Oligohymenophorea; Hymenostomatida; Tetrahymenidae. The transcript has a single exon. The record is from RefSeq and is a predicted model, not a curated record.
AUGUACAUCAAAGAGUUUUUCAAACCGAUUAAAAAUGAUCUUAAUAGAGAAGAAAUUUAACUUACCAAAUACAAAGCUUGCAAAAUGUAUUUAUUAUAAAGUUAAAUCCCUCAACUCUUUAAGAUAACAUUUACAAACUCAAUAAAUAUGCUAUAAAUAUAAAUUAAUAAACUAAUCUAAUAAAAAAAACUGUUUUUAUUUCAAAAUAUAAAAUCUUUUCUAAUUAAAAUAUAAAAUAUUAGUUCUCUUUUAAAAAUUAAAAAAAUCUUGAUUAAAGCAAAGACCUAACUAACAACAUAUUAAUUAAAAAAUAAGAAAAAAUAAGUUAAAAAUUGA